Molecule: messenger RNA, 5830 nt
Organism: Corylus avellana
Lineage: Eukaryota; Viridiplantae; Streptophyta; Magnoliopsida; Fagales; Betulaceae
Gene: RST1
Product: ARM repeat superfamily protein
Biological process (GO): regulation of post-transcriptional gene silencing
Source: RefSeq, a predicted model, not a curated record
GGCGUCGUUUGCUUACAACCAUCGCUGUGUUCUUGUUUCGCCCUUUGCUAUGAGUGCUGACACUCAAAGUAUCUCUCUCAAUGGACUCGUACGCUCACUUACUCGAAAGGACCCGAGUGCUGCAACCUUCCCUCCAGAAGUUCGCGGUUAUUUCGAUAUUCUCGAAGCUCCGGUCUGCCCCGAAGUACCUAGACACCGAAUCUGAACCGGGAAGAGAGGCUAUCUCUCAGUGCCUCCACUCGCCCUCCCCGGCCGUCGUGGAUCAAUCGGUUCGCGAGCUAUGCCGUCUCGUCACCGACUCCCAAAUGGACAUCUCUCGCGGGUUGCUGGAGCUCCAGUCCGCUCUCGAAGGAUCCGACCCGAAAUUCUCCGGACUUUUCGUCAAAGCGCUUGGGUUUCUGGUUCGAUUCGGGUUUCAGAAGCACAAUGGCUCUUGGAGAUUUGCUUCCGCGGAGACCCACCCGUUUGUCAAGAUUCUCUUGUGCCGAUCGGAGGUUCAGUCUGAGCUCAUGCAGCAAGUAUUACUGUUUAUGGCCCAGAAUAAGCAGUUGGGAAUGGUGGAGGUUUGCGAAUUCUUAAGACCCUUUUUAAACUAUUCGAUUCUGAGGAUACCCUUUUCGGAUUCGUCAUCCUCUUUAUUUGCGAGGCAUUUAAUAUCAUCGAUGGGAUCUCUUUGUUGCUUGUUCCCUGACGAUGCAAUGCAAGUUCUUGAGUUGCUAAGGGAAUGCAUCAAGUAUCUUGCACGCAGAAAUUUGGAAGAUUUUAGGAAUUUUACGUACAUUGUGGAAUGUACGGUGGACGCAUAUAUCGUGGUGUUGAGAAAUUUGGCUGGAAGGGGACUGCGGCUGAUGAAUAAAGCUCAACUAUGCGGUGUGGAACUGUCAGGGACUGUUCUUUCUUUAUGUACGUGUGAUCAUAAGCACUCUGGUGGGAAUGAGCCUAUAGUUGAACUGGUGAAGCGCUUAAUGUUUGUCCAGAAAGAUCUUGGGUUGCAAUAUGUGCCUGAAUUAUCAUCAAGUGUGCUAUCCUUAUUUGUUAUCCUCGUUCAGUCUGAGCUUGAACAUGAUCAACUUUCUAUAUUGAAGUUUUUUCACUUCCUCCUAGAGUGGAAAUAUGAAAAUGAAUAUGAUAUUGGAAAAACUGCUUCUGCUCUGAGUGAAGAGCUUUUAUUCAUAUUUCCUGUCAUCAGCCUUAUGUCAUCUCCUUCUAAAUGCGUCAAAGGGGCAGCAACUGAUUUACUUGUCACAUUAGAAAAGCUUUUAGUAAAAAUGUCAGUGGCACCGAAGAAUGAACAGGCAAUGGAAGGGGGAUUUCCAUCUCUCAGUACACCUGGAAGUGUAGCUUUUAGGCUUUUGCAACAUUUAUGGUUUCAGGAACAGUUUUCAAUAUCCAGUUUCUUGUUCUUAAAUUUUGCUUCUACUUGUAAAGCUGAUGGCAAAGAAAUGCUUAAUUUACCAAGAUCUUGGGCUUCUCAACUAAAACAAUACUCUUUAUGGAUCGUUGACAGACAAAAAUCUUCCCUACAUCUCUCUCGAUCUCAAGAAUUGUUUGUAACAGAAAUGCCCUUGUUGCUCAGUGCUGUGGCUGGUGUUUUGGUGAUGCAUCAGUCACUAGGGAGUGCUGCUCUAGAUUCUUUGGCUGCUAUUGGCGUUAUGGAUGCUAAACUGGGAGUUCCAUUAUUGUUAGCAAUUCUAUUUUACAGUAACUUAUUCACCAGGAAUGAUAUUACAAGCCAUAAUAUGUUGCUAAAGAUUUUGGGAAUGCUUCCAUCACUUGCCUCACAUUCUGUGAUGAUUCCACUCAUAGUUCAAACUAUCUUGCCAAUGCUUCACAAGGACGCAAAACCAACAUUAUAUGCUACAGCCACUCGUUUGCUUUGUCAAACCUGGGAGACCAAUGACCGUGCCUUUGGAAGUUUGCAAGGUGUGCUACUUCCAAAAGGGUUUACCGAAUUCGUAUCUGAGAGAAAUAUUUGUAUCAGUAUCGCUGCUUCCAUUCGGGAUGUUUGCAGAAGAAACCCUGAUAGGGGUGUUGACCUUAUCAUGUCUGUUUCGGCUUGCAUUAAGAGCCGAGAUCCUAUGAUUCAUGCUCUUGGUUUUCAAAGUCUUGCUCACCUUUGUGAAGCUGAUGUAAUUGAUUUUUAUACGGCCUGGGAAGUUGUUGCGAAGGAUUUGCUAGAUUAUUCUGCUGACCCAGUUCUUGCACAUAGCAUUUGCCUUCUGCUAAGGUGGGGUGCAAUGGAUGCUGAAGCAUACUCAGAAGCUUCAUCAAAUGUUUUGCAGAUUUUAUGGGGCAUUAUAGGUUCCUCUAAUCACGCUGAUCAUGGGUUACAAUGGGCAAAGGCAAGGACCUCUGGUUUUGAGGCCUUGAUCCAAUAUGAGGUAUCACAUAUUGAUAAAUAUAUUCCAGAAUUCAAGAAAAGAACCACAGAGUUGCUUUUUUCUGAGACCAACACCAAUGUACUCAAGGCUAUGGAAGAAUUUCAAGUCAAGAUCAUAAAAUACGAGCACAGCACUCGGCGAAGAUUGGUCAAGGAGAAAAAAGUCGCAGGAAGUAAGAUUGAGAAGCUGCUGGAUGUAUUUCCCCAGGUUAUCUUCUCUUCAGAGGAAAGAAGUAAUGCCAGAGAAUUACCUGGUGCAGCUCUGUUAUGUCUUUCCUUCACUCCUAAAGAUGUGGACAACCGAGGGGCAUCGAGAGGAUUACAAGAUCCACAUUCUGGAUACGAGAAUGCAAUGGUGGAAAUAGCGGCAUCUCUUCAGCUAUCAAGAAAUAUUUUUGUUGCACUUCUUUCGCUGCAGUCAUGGAAACCCUUCAUUCGACGUUGGAUGAGAGCUGAUAUCUUGUAUUUUGAUGCUAAAUCACCUCACAGCGUCUUGGAUAAAUCUUCUAAAGCUGCUAAUAAUAUUCUUAAGAGUAUGAUACAUAUGGCAGAAGAAGCUAUCCCUAGAUCUUCUGAAAAUAUUGCACUAGCCAUUGGUGCACUUUGUUUGGUGUUGCCUCCAUCUGCCCAUAGUGUUAAAUCAACUGCUUCAGAGUUCCUGUUGAAUUGGUUGUUCCAUCAUGAACAUGAACACCGCCAAUGGUCAGCUGCAAUUUCUCUUGGAUUAAACUCAAGUUGCCUACAUGUAACUGAUCAUAAGCAGAAAUUUCAGAUCAUCAGUGGACUUGUUGAGGUUUUAGGUAGUGGCAGAAGCACCCUUGUCAAAGGAGCAUGUGGCGUUGGCUUGGGUUUUGCAUGCCAAGAUCUUCUUACAAGGGUUGAAGCUGCUGAUAACUCUGACUUGGACAAAGAAACCAUAAAGAUGAAGGAAGAGGACUUACUAGGAACAAUACUAAGAGCCCUAUCUCUAAUGAUUUCUAACCUCACUCAAUCUUCAUCGGAUAUCUUGGACAGUAUCUGUGCAUAUUUCACAUCAGACAAAUAUGAUCUUGAUUCUAUUAGAACUGCUGACCUGCCACGUGAGAACUGUGAUGACCUGGAGGAAGAUAUCUGGGGUGUUGCUGGACUUGUUCUUGGUUUGGCAAGCUCUGUUGGUGCGGUAUACAGAGCUGGUGCACAUGAUGCUGUGAUCAAGAUAAAAGGCUUAAUCAUAUCAUGGAUUCCACAUGUGAACACUCUAGUUCAUAAUUAUGGUUCUUGCAGUGAAGGUCCUGAGAUUGUAUUGGCAGUAGGAUCCUGUCUUGCACUUCCUAUUGUAGUUGCUUUCUGCCAGAGAGUAGAACUGAUCAAUGAUGAUGAACUAGAUCAUCUAGUGAAUGGCUAUAGGGAGCUCAUUUCUGAGUUAGUUUCUGUUAAAAAAUCAGGCAGUUUUCAUCAGAGUUUGUUGAUGGCAUCAUGCGUUGGUGCUGGAAGCCUCCUUGCCUGUAUUUUGAAUGAAGGGGUGCAUUCUAUUGAAGUUGAAUGUGUCAAAGAUUUACUAGAAUUGUUUAAAAAAUGUUAUUCCAAUCCUUACCCGCCUCUCAUCCAUUUGGGUGGAUUGCUUGGAGUUGUUAAUGCUAUAGGAGCAGGUGCUGGGAUUUUGGUUCAUGUGCAUCCUCUAACAAUGCAGACUGGUUAUGAGCGAAAGGAAUCUCGUUAUCUCAGGGGUCCUCUACUUUCAAGCCCUGUUUGUGAGCCGAAUAUUACAUCAUUGAUGCAAGAGAUAUUUCUUGUUGCCCAGAAUUCUGAUGACCAUCAGCUGCAACAGUAUGCAGCAUGGGCGGUUUCAUUUCUUCGACAUCAUUUGUGGUCCAACAAACCUCUGAACAUUGACAAUAGUAUCAAGACUAAUGCAGAAGGUUCAAGAUCUGUCUCUCAAAGUUUUUCUGAGGACAGUGUAGUUAUGAGGCUCUGUUUGUGGUUAAUGCAUCUGAGUGUUUCUGAGACAGGUACUGUUGCACAUGUUGGCACUAUAGUUACUGUGUUAAGGUGCCUUUCACGUGCUCCUAGGCUGCCGGUCUUGGAUUGGGGUGCAAUCAUAAGACGCUGCAUGAGAUAUGAGGCUCAAGUUGAUGAGUUGUUCCCAUCAGAUUCAGCUCUCGAAAAAGGAAUCCUCAGGGAGGAAUGUUUGCAGUUUUCAUUAGCUCAUGCAAACCAAUUUGAUCCACUCUUAACUUUCCUCGAUGAGCUCUCUGACCUGUCCCGGUUUAGGGCACUUGAGCUGAAUCUGCAAUCAUAUCUGCUUGUUCAUCUGGCAGACCUGAUAAAAGUAUUCUCGGGUUCCAGGCUUGAGAAACUUUUCAAUGAUGUAGUUCUCUACUUGUCCUCGGUUACUUCAAUGUUACGGAUUUCAUGUUGGAAGGGUCUCUGUCAGUGCCUAGAUGAAGCUACUCUUGACUCUGUAGACUACACAUCCCACAUUGAAAGGUGCAUGGAGGUGCUGUUUUCCUUGUUGCCAGUAUUGGGAUCUGCCACCGUCAUAGAAGUGGAUCAGCUGAGUUCUGUGGAGGAGUGGUCUGAGGCUGUUAGAUGCUUAGGGAAGGCUCAGCGGGGUUGGCUACUGGAUUUUCUGCAGGUCUCACGAGAGGCCCUAGUACAAGGAGAUGGUCAGUUUAUUGAAGUAGUGAAAAAGAUUCAAGCCAAAGCCAAGCUAGUUAGGAUCGGUUCCCUCCCAUUGACUGAGCUGGGAAGACUAAAAGCUUAUAUAUUGAACUCUGAAUCACGUGGUGUCUGGGAUGUGCUCGUUGAAGUUGUAGCAGCUCUACAACAUGCAGAGGGAAGUGUCAAAAGACAGUGGGUUGUCAACGCAGCGGAAAUUAGCUGUAUAUCAAGUUAUCCUUCUACGGCGCUGCAGUUUCUUGGUCUGCUAUGUGGUAGCUGCUGCAAAUAUAUGCCUCUUCUGAUCGUGGACCGACUUACUGUGUUGAGUGAUCUACCAGUUACCCUCACUUCCCUUUUGUCAGACCCCAGUUGGGAUGGUGUUGCAGAAUCCAUUGUUUCUAAUCUCUGGGCAUCGCUGGGACGCAUUUACGAUUGGGCUACGCAUAAAGUACGCAGUGAUGACACGCCCGGCAUACAGGCUAUUGAUGAAAGUGAUAAUGGUAUGGCUGUGUUUCUAUUUCGUGUCUUGCAUUGUGCUUGUCUAUCUUUAAAAGACCACUUGCCUCUUGAGAAACAGCUGAAGCUUGCGGACAUGGUCAUCACUUAAUGAGCACUUAUCUCUGAAAAUGUGGCUUUCGGAUGAGCUCAAAACCAGAAUCUUAGAGGCAUUUUUGGUUUUUCUCUUUGACAUGGUCAAUUUGUGGCCUGCUAAAUUUUUAGAAAUAACUUCCAUUUUGUGAACUUCAAAGAAUGAUAGAAAAAGAAAUCUUGUAUAUAUUUUGGAGUAAUGCUAGAAGUUUCUUUUGUGUC